Messenger RNA from Thlaspi arvense, 468 nucleotides. The record is from the annotation of a GenBank genome assembly. NCBI's taxonomy places the organism in Eukaryota, Viridiplantae, Streptophyta, Magnoliopsida, Brassicales, Brassicaceae.
AUGAAUUAUCAUUGCGGAACUUUUGAGAAAUAUCAGGGACAUUUGGGUUCUCGGCGGGAUGUGUUGAGAUAUGGAAGUUUGGGCAUUGCAGUCUCUUGUCUCCUUUUCACCAUUACUAACUGGAAGGCAUUGCAGUAUGCAUCUCCAAAAGCUAUAUGGAAUUUGCUAUUUGGAGUCAGCGGUAACUCCUUUAUACGGAAUGAAGGUGCGUCCAGUUCUUCUAGAGUUAAACAAUUUGUGAACUAUAUAUCUGAUUUGGAAUCCAGGGGAACUGCUACUUCUGUGCCAGAGUUUCCAUCAAAACUUGAUUGGCUGAACACAGCUCCCCUUAAACUAAGCAGGGAUUUGAAAGGAAAAGUGCUUCUUCUGGAUUUUUGGACCUACUGCUGCAUAAAUUGUAUGCAUGUGCUGCCAGAUCUAGAGUUUUUGGAGGAAAAAUACAAAGAUAUGCCAGGUUCAGUUCUGUAG